Polychytrium aggregatum is the source of this 963-nucleotide messenger RNA. RefSeq lists its product as uncharacterized. The coding region runs from base 435 to 938 and encodes 167 amino acids. The record is from RefSeq and is a predicted model, not a curated record. NCBI's taxonomy places the organism in Eukaryota, Fungi, Chytridiomycota, Chytridiomycetes, Polychytriales. The transcript has a single exon.
AGUCGCAAGCGAUCACCCACUCCAAGUCCCCAACAUGCAUGACUCAAUCCAAGUCACCAAAUGCCCCGAACGGCUUCGGACGCUCGGGGCGCACUCCAUCAUGUAUUUGAUGGGGUGUACGUGGUAGCAAGUCCUCUUUGGACGCAAAGGGUGCAGCCUUCAUGGAUGACCCUGGUCCUGAACGUGCUCUGUCGAGGUAUGUAUUGAUUUGCAGCGUCUUUUGGAACUCAGAAUGGUGCACCACGAUGACCAAAAAUUCCCUUUGAACUGAACAGAUCGCAUCAAAAGCCUGCAUGACUGCUUGACUGUAUAUGCGCUGCGCCACAAUAAACCAGACUUGUGUGAUGGGGGUGCUGUGUUGGGAUGGGUGAAACCAGGUGGAAUCCACAUUCUUUCGUGUGUUUGCAGUAAGCAUAUCGUUCCAGUGUGUUUGUAUGAGCCAGUACCCCACCAUGAACCCGUCGUCGCUCAAGUCGCUCGUGGAGAAUGCCAGUAUCGAGCAGCAGUAUUACGUCUUUGGCAUCCUCAAAGAGGCCAAUGUCCCGCUGUCGUUCAACGACAACGGUGUGAUCCUCAACCUAUCCGCCGUCCCAGCCGAAGUCCUCCAGCGCAUCGCCGCCUACAUUGCGUCUGAUGGCAAUACCACAGACUCAAUGGAAAUUGACAAUGUCACGGGCGAUGUGGUCGACACCAGCAACGACAUGUCCGUCGACGACGAUGAAGGCCCGCGCACACGCGAGAGUGCGUCGGAUCCAGGAGACCACACCCGGGAUGCCGAUCAUGCCAUAAACUGGAAGAAGCAAGAGAACCCAGCGUUCGCCGUCAUAAGACGACAUAUCCGGGCAGGGGGGCGCACUGCUGCUCGGACGUUAACUGCCGAGUAUGUCGGCUCCCUGAAGGACCACCUGCGACUGUGUGGGUUUGGGUUCACAGAGUGAAAGGAUGGUGUUGCUGAACGUUUUG